ACGCUUUCCUUCCUCCUCCCUCGCGGCCAACUAACCAAUCCCUCCUCUCCUCCCUUCCUCCCUUCUUCCCUGCCAUUCUCCCGUUCCGUUGCGGCGUCUCUUCCCUCCCCAUCCCCUGCCUCCGCCGCCGCCUCCGUGCCUAACACCCGCUCGAAUUUCCGCAUCCGCUGCCGCGCCGAUCGCCGAGGACGAGGAUGCUGGGCGCCGCGAGGAGGCAGCUUGGAUCCGGUCCCAUGCUGGGGCAGGUUCUGCGGCGGCUCCGCCCGGCGGCGAGGGGGUACUCCGCUGCGGCGAAGGAGAUGACUGUCCGUGAUGCGUUGAACUCUGCACUGGAUGAAGAGAUGUCUGCUGAUCCUUCUGUCUUCCUGAUGGGAGAAGAGGUUGGAGAGUAUCAAGGUGCAUACAAGAUUUCUAAAGGCUUGCUUGACAAGUAUGGUCCUGAUAGGGUUCUUGACACGCCUAUCACAGAGGCUGGCUUUACUGGAAUUGGUGUUGGUGCAGCUUAUCAAGGUCUUCGACCUAUUGUAGAAUUUAUGACAUUUAAUUUCUCGAUGCAGGCUAUUGAUCAUAUCAUCAAUUCAGCUGCCAAGUCAAACUACAUGUCAGCUGGUCAAAUCUCUGUUCCUAUCGUUUUUAGAGGACCUAAUGGAGCUGCCGCUGGAGUUGGGGCUCAACACUCACAGUGUUAUGCAGCUUGGUAUGCUCAUGUUCCAGGACUUAAGGUUCUGACACCAUACUCUGCAGAAGAUGCUAGAGGCUUGCUAAAAGCUGCUAUUAGGGAUCCUGACCCUGUUAUUUUCCUGGAAAAUGAAUUGCUUUAUGGAGAAUCAUUCCCUGUUUCUGCUGAAGUGCUUGAUUCUAGUUUCUGCCUGCCGAUUGGCAAAGCUAAGGUAGAACGUGAGGGUAAAGAUGUUACCAUUACCACAUACUCCAAGAUGGUUGGUUAUGCUCUCCAGGCUGCUGAGAUACUCUCCAAGGAAGGAAUCAGUGCUGAGGUGAUCAACCUUCGAUCAAUCAGACCACUUGACAGAGCUGCUAUCAAUGCAUCUGUCAGGAAGACCAACAGAUUGGUGACUGUUGAAGAAGGGUUCCCCCAGCAUGGGAUUGGUGCUGAGAUAUGCAUGUCUGUUGUAGAAGAAAGCUUUGAGUACCUUGAUGCACCAGUUGAGAGGAUCGCUGGAGCUGAUGUACCUAUGCCCUAUGCUGCCAACCUUGAGAGAAUGGCUGUUCCACAGGUAGAUGACAUUGUGCGGGCAGCGAAGCGCGCCUGCUACAGGGCAGUGCCAAUGGCAGCAACCGCCUGAGCCUGAUCGGUGGACAAGCCUUUUUGUUUCCCUUCGCUUUCCUUCCAGCCGGAAACAUGUAGUAUUCAUAGUAUCUCAUAAGGUGGUGGCAAAUUGCCCAGACCCCAGAGACUCCAAGCGAGCUAAUUUUGUAGAUCUGGCAUGGCGUGCUUUAUUCCGAUAGUUGAAGAUGGAUGAUUGCAUUCUUUCUGGUUUCAAACCCAAUUCCUUUUCUAUGAUUUGUACACACAACCUAAUCAUGUUGGCAUGCAAACGGAUCACUUUGCUGUGACGCGUCAUUUCUGUCGCAUCGCAUCUUUUGCUGCUUGGACCACAGGGUCAGUGGAUGGCAAUAAACUACUCACCACGAUUGUGCA
This is a messenger RNA of Panicum hallii, 1660 nucleotides long. Its product is annotated as pyruvate dehydrogenase E1 component subunit beta-2, mitochondrial. The coding region runs from base 195 to 1304 and encodes 369 amino acids. Lineage: Eukaryota; Viridiplantae; Streptophyta; Magnoliopsida; Poales; Poaceae. The record is from RefSeq and is a predicted model, not a curated record. Gene Ontology annotation, biological process: pyruvate decarboxylation to acetyl-CoA. Gene Ontology annotation, molecular function: pyruvate dehydrogenase (acetyl-transferring) activity. The transcript has 14 exons.